Anopheles maculipalpis is the source of this 1501-nucleotide messenger RNA. RefSeq lists its product as uncharacterized. The transcript has 2 exons. NCBI's taxonomy places the organism in Eukaryota, Metazoa, Arthropoda, Insecta, Diptera, Culicidae. Bases 44 to 1486 code for a protein of 480 amino acids. Gene Ontology annotation, molecular function: protein binding. The record is from RefSeq and is a predicted model, not a curated record.
UUUGCAAAAGUUUUUCCUCUAUAAUUAUUAAAUUAUCAUAAUCAUGACGCUACCCGAGGCGCUUCUGAAGCGCCUGGCAAAACGUGGUAUCAUACCGGAAGGUAAUAGUAAACAAAAUGCAGCCGGAACGAACGAAACACAUCCAGCGAAAGCAUCGUCCACCGUUGAAGGUGGUGAUUCGGACCGGGAGCGUGAACGAGAAUCCGACAACUCGAGCGACCGCUACUCGGACCAUGACUCAGAUCGUGACGAUGCAGAUGAGGAUCGCCGCGAGACGGAAGCCAUCAACGAGGAAAUCAUUGCCGAAGAUUACGACGAGUACGAUCAGGCUAAUCCGGAUUCGUUCGAGUAUGCGUCCAAAAAGAAGGGCAAUCCUGCGCUGGGGUGGACGGAAAAGAUGAAGCAAAAGAUGACCAAACGGUACGGCUACCAGUCGGUAGAUGGAUGCCAGAACAAGUACAACAUUUAUCACCUCUGUACCAUGUACUGUGUCAAGCGGUACGGUGAGGUAGAGUUCGACAUCGAGAAAGAGUACGAAAAGCGCGUCAAACGACUACUGGAACGUUACCCACUGCCAAAGAAUUGGCGCAAAGAGUACGAUAUUGGGUGUAAGGCGUUCUACUUCUACAAUAAGGAUACGCGUGUAGUAUCAUGGUUGCCACCGACCCAUCCGGACGCCAAACUCAGCAAAAGCGCGAAACUGUUGCGCCGGGAGUUAAUGGAAGAGCAGAAACAAAAGGAAGCGGCAAGUGAAACCACACCUCCAACUGUCGUGGUGGAAAGCUAUCCUCCAACGGCCAUCGUACCGCCAACGAUACCGCUGAUAGGACCGGCUAACACGUCCUCGCAAAAUGCUCCAGCAGCGGGGCCAGCUCCGGGUGGGGAAAAUCUUAAACCACCCAUUGUGAAUCCCCCGAAACGGCCACUUAAAACAUCGGGCGGUAGGGAGGAUGAAAAACGAUCGCGCACCUUCUCAUCCGGGAACGAUAACGCUGGCGAUAUGGCUAUUUCGGAGACAGAGCGAGAUCGUGAGUAUCGCGAUCGCAACCGUGAUCGACGUGAACGGGAUCGAAGAGAUCGCGACCGUAGUCCAGCAGCAAGGGGUGACGACAAUCGAUUCGGCGGUACUCGGGAUAGAAAUCGUGAUCGCGACCGCGAUCGGGAUCGCGAAUAUCAUCAUCGUGACCGUCGCCCGCCACGUGGGCCACCAAAAUCCGCUCCACUAGACCCGAUGGAUCCGGCCGCCUACUCCGAUAUACCACGUGGAACUUGGUCAGCCGGACUUGAGACAGCCUCAUCCACACCCGGCACGAAGAAAGAAAAGGAUGAUCGUAAAAACAAACAAUCGAAGGCAAACGAGCACGACGGCGAAGACGGGGCACUGGGUCGACAAGAUGAGGAGGAAGAGGGAGCACAUGAGGUGCUUAAAAUAUCAGCCGUCAAAGAAUUUGAACAGGACGAACAGGACGAUCAAGAUACGGAUUGAGCGCAAUCGAUUACU